AUGCCGACCAUCACGGCACUUCCCCUCAUGGAAUCUCCUCUCAUGGAACCUCCUUCGACUGCACCUCCUUCCACAGCUGCCCGCAAGGCCUACAAGGCCCCGGCUGACAAGUACCCGAUCUAUCACCGUACCCCGGACAAUCAGUACGACAUGAUUGUUGUUGUCGGUGAUCAUGUGGUCGAGCUAUCCUGCUGCUUUUGCGGCGGCAAUCAUUCCAGGCAUUGCGGCGGAUGGAAGGCUAUGGUUGGUGUCCAUGGCGUGCAAAAGCAUAUCCAACUCAGCCACAAGGACGAUGAGUCCGAGGACAAGGACAAGCGAGCAUUCGACUGGGUUACGAGAAACUGUGUUCGGAGGAUUUUGCUCAAGUCGGACAUGGAAGAUGUGCGAAAUGGAACGUACGUCGUCGAGGAGGUCCACGUUCGCACGCUCGGUCGGCAGAGAUGA
Messenger RNA from Zasmidium cellare ATCC 36951, 444 nucleotides. RefSeq lists its product as uncharacterized. Lineage: Eukaryota; Fungi; Ascomycota; Dothideomycetes; Mycosphaerellales; Mycosphaerellaceae. The record is from RefSeq and is a predicted model, not a curated record. Bases 1 to 444 code for a protein of 147 amino acids. The transcript has a single exon.